AUGGCGUACCAGGGCGAAUGCGUCCAAACUGUGGUUAAGCAGCUCAGCAAAUACAGACCCCAGAAGGACAGUCCCGAGCAGUUCCUGGACACCGUGUCCCUUGACCUGCAGGAGCUGAGCCCCAUCAAGCGGGCCUUCAUCCUGGAUGUCCUCUCUGGGUGCCUCGAGUACCAGAAGUUACUGAGAACCGUGGUGGACGCCUUCUACGCCCGGGACGGACGGUUCUGCCUGUGGGCUGACUACAGUCUCUUUGAGGUGAUCUGCUACCUGGCCACGUUCCACGUGCAGGAGCUCGGCUUCCGGCUCUUCCGUAAGAUCGUCUGUUCCCAGCCCCGGGACAAGAUGCACAAGUUCCUCAGGUUCUUCUUCAACCCCAUAAACCUGUGCUCCUGGAUCAAGGACGAGUGGAGCUUGGUGUAUGAGACCACCCACGUCAAGGAGAGCUGGAUCGACCCCCUGAUGAGGCUGCAACCAGAGAUUCAGGAGCUGCUCAGAGAGCUGGAAACGGCGUCAGCCAAUCAGGCCUCUGUUGUGAAAGCCAAGACCAAGGUCACAGAGCCCAAGGAGUUCAAGUUGACUGUUCCGAGGCCCCGUGCCAUCCCCAUGCCCAAGCGUGCACCCGUGCUGGCCAAGCCCAGACCAGUCCCACAGAGUACCUACCAGCUGCCCCCAGAGCGGCAGCAGCUGGAGCGUACCAAGAGAUAUAACCGCUGGCUGGCCGAGGAGCUGCUGCUGAAUGCGAACUUGGAGGAGCUGCGCUGUGCCAUGCCCAGAGCCCGCAGGGAGACCCCAGCAGAGGAUUCCAGGAAGCUGCGGAGACAAGCCACACCCCGGAUCCAGAAGGUUUCCAAACUGACCUUCUACAAGCCCAAUAGCCACAUGCCGGUCAAGCUGAACGCUGCUGCCAUCCUGCGGGAAGGGGCCUUGUACCAGCGGCAGGUGGAGAGAGAGCUGCAGAGGGUUGACAGUCUUGUGGAUGGCGCUGGGGACUUCUCCGAGUUCCUGGGGUGGCAGAAGAAGAUGCAGGCGAAGGACCGGGAGGAGCAGCUGGCCGCUGAGGAGUGCCGGAGGCUGCAUGGGAAGCUGAGUCACGAGGAGGCCAUCCUGGCCCGGCAGAACGUCCUGCAGGAGAACAAACACAAAGCAGAGCAGAAGAAGGAGGAGAUGGUGGGGCUGAUGCAGCAGUGUGCGGAGAGGCGCCUCCAGGAGGAAAGGGCCUUGAAGGAGCAGGUGGAGCGGGUGCUGGAGGCGGAGAAGAACGCCAAGGCGGCGCAGACCAAACUGUGGAAGAGCCGGCGGCAGGCAGCCCAGGAGGUGCUGGCGGAGAGCCGGGAGCUGCUGCAGCGCAGCGCACAGGAGGCCAGCGAACAGCAGAGGCAGCGGUGCGAGCUCAUCUGCCAGCUGCGCGCCCUGGAGAGGCAGCCCACUCGCAAGGAGAAGCUGGUGGACCUGACCCAGAUCCCGGGGCACAGGCUGGAGGGCGAGAUGUCCAUUGUGGAGCUUCGGGAGCGGCUGGCCCUGCUCAAGGAGGCUCAGCAGCGCGCCCAGGAGGAGAAGCGCGACCAGAUCAUCCAGGGCAAGCGUGCCCGGAGCCAGGAGCUGCAGGACACCACGGAGCGCAUCGCACUGUGCCGCGCCGCCAUGGGCCGGGCCGCCGCCCUGAGGUUGGAGGAGAAGAAGAGACCGACGACGGCCCCAGGCUCCCAGGACGAGCGCGUGCUGGAGCUGCGGCGCCGCAUCGCCGAGAGGACCGCCGAGCGCCGGAGGCAGGUGGCUGCGUUGCGCGCCCUGGCGCCUCGGGCCGCGCGCCCCAGACUGCGGGAGAAGCUGGAAGCGCAGCAGUGGAGGGAGCUGGCGAUGAGCCGCCAGCAGAGGCUGCGGGCCUUGCAGCAAGAGCAGCGCCUGGAGACCAUCUGA
Elephantulus edwardii (Cape elephant shrew) is the source of this 1917-nucleotide messenger RNA. Its product is annotated as plectin-like. The coding region runs from base 1 to 1917 and encodes 638 amino acids. The record is from RefSeq and is a predicted model, not a curated record. The transcript has 15 exons. Lineage: Eukaryota; Metazoa; Chordata; Mammalia; Macroscelidea; Macroscelididae.